UCGUUCCUCUUCAAAAUCCUACCAAAACCACCUUAAUCCUCCCAAGAUCAGGUAUUUUCGAUCAAUCCCAAACAAGACCCACUUCUCAAAAUCCAUCAAACCACCCCUUUUAUUCUUCUAUAUAUUCUCCUUGUGUUCUGAGAAAGAGAGAAGAUGUGUUGUUUUGGGAAGAUGUGUAGGCUCUGCACUUGCUUGAUUUUGUUGGUGAUUCUGAUCGGGCUCUUAUUUGGGUUUGGAGUUUUCAAGCAUGGAUUUCACAAGCUGAGUGAGACGUUGCAUGAAUGCAGUGGUGGGAACGAGACUUCCUGUUCUUAUCAUGGUGGAGGGAGGCCGUUCUUGGGCUAUGGAGCACCCAAUCCUAUGUAGGGCUGUGAAGCACCGAAUCCCAUGACCAGGGAUUUUUUAUUUUUAUUUUUCCAUGGAAUGAUGGGUUUCUUUGAA
Magnolia sinica is the source of this 441-nucleotide messenger RNA. RefSeq lists its product as uncharacterized. The record is from RefSeq and is a predicted model, not a curated record. Lineage: Eukaryota; Viridiplantae; Streptophyta; Magnoliopsida; Magnoliales; Magnoliaceae. The coding region runs from base 154 to 366 and encodes 70 amino acids. The transcript has a single exon.